Molecule: messenger RNA, 656 nt
Organism: Gastrolobium bilobum
Lineage: Eukaryota; Viridiplantae; Streptophyta; Magnoliopsida; Fabales; Fabaceae
Product: cysteine proteinase inhibitor 6-like
Exons: 4
Coding region: 1-603 (200 amino acids)
Molecular function (GO): cysteine-type endopeptidase inhibitor activity
Source: RefSeq, a predicted model, not a curated record
AUGACCACGCUCGGAAGCCUGCGCUAUUCGCAAUCAUCUCAGAACAUCGACGAAAUUGAAGACCUUGCUCGAUACGCAGUCGAUGAGCACAACAGGAAACAGAAUGUGCAUCUGGAAUUCAAAAGGGUGGUGAACGCACAUGAAUAUAUAGUUGCUAUUAGGAGGCAUACUCUUACUAUUGAGGCUAUUGAUGCGGGUGAGGUGAAGACCUAUGAAGCCAAGGUCUGGGUGAAACCCUGGAUGAACUUCAAACAACUCAAAGACUUCAAGCUUGUUAGUCAUGCGCCAUCGUUUACCUCUGCAGAUCAUGGUGUCAAAAAAGAUGGCCAUAAGCUAGGAUGGCAAUCUGUGCCAAUACAUGAUCGUCAAGUUCAGGAUGCAGCGAGUCAUGCUAUCAAGACCAUCCAACAGAGGUCUAAUUCACAACCAUAUGAGCUUCAUGAGGUUGUUGAUGCAAAGGCUGAGGUGAAAGAUGAUUCUGCCAAGUUUAAUAUGCUCCUCAAGGUCAAGAGGGGAGACAAGGAAGAGAAGUUCAAGGUAGAAGUACACAAGAAUAACAAAGGCAGUUUCCAUCUAAAUCAGAUUGAACCACAUCAUUCCUAAUCCUUAUAUGAAGCUUGGAUACAUUAGCAAUAUAGGGCUAGAUGGCCCUUAAA